Trichomycterus rosablanca is the source of this 4581-nucleotide messenger RNA. RefSeq lists its product as uncharacterized. NCBI's taxonomy places the organism in Eukaryota, Metazoa, Chordata, Actinopteri, Siluriformes, Trichomycteridae. Gene Ontology annotation, molecular function: protein binding. The transcript has 27 exons. The record is from RefSeq and is a predicted model, not a curated record. Gene Ontology annotation, biological process: cell-cell adhesion. Bases 1 to 3957 code for a protein of 1318 amino acids.
AUGACCCAGACGGCCGCGGGCUCUCGAUCACGUGUAGAGGACGCUUCGCCUCGUAUCAUGGAGAACCCGUCUGAUCUUAUCGUGUCUAAAGGCGAACCAGCCACUUUAAACUGCAAGGCUGAGGGUCGUCCUACACCAACUGUGGAGUGGUAUAAAGAUGGAGAGCACGUGGAGACGGCCAAAGACGAUCCACGUUCGCAUCGGAUGCUGCUGCCUAGCGGCUCGCUUUUCUUCCUGCGUAUCGUACACGGCCGUCGCAGCAAGCCGGAUGAGGGCGUGUACACCUGUGUUGCUCGGAACUACCUUGGAGAGGCAGUGAGUCGCAAUGCCUCGCUGGAAGUGGCCACUCUGAGGGACGAUUUCCGUCAGGCCCCGAGCGAUGUGGUUGUUGCUGCCGGAGAACCCGCCGUGCUGGAGUGCGUCCCACCACGCGGCCACCCAGAGCCCAGCAUCUCCUGGAAGAGGAACAAUGUCAGAGUGAGCGACAAGGACGGCAGGAUUUCUAUGCGUGGUGGUAAGCUGAUGAUCUCUCACACUCGGAAGAGUGACGCUGGCAUGUACGUCUGUGUUGGUUCCAACAUGGUGGGCGAGAGGGACAGCGAUCCGGCCGAGUUGGUGGUCUUCGAGAGGCCAGUGUUCAUCCGCAGGCCGGUGAAUCAGAUCGUGCUGGCGGAGGAGACGGUGGACUUCAUGUGUGACGUCCAUGGAGAUCCUGCUCCCACCAUCCGCUGGCGCCGUGAAGGGGGAGAGCUUCCUCGUGCCAGAUUCGAGAUCCGCAGUGAUAACAGCCUCCGUCUGCUGAAGGUGCGAGAGGAGGAUGAGGGGACGUACUCGUGUGUGACAGAAAAUAGCGUGGGAAGAACUGAGGCUUCAGCCACGCUACAGGUCCACGUCCCACCACAGAUCGUCCUUCAGCCCAAGGACCAGGCUUCAGCUUUAGGACAGACUGUGACUUUUCAAUGCGGAACACGAGGCAACCCACCUCCUGCAGUUUUCUGGCAGAAGGAAGGCACGCAGAUGCUGCUGUUCCCUGGGCAGCCUCCCCCUCAGUCCGGGCGCUACUCGGUUUCUAUGAGCGGAGAGCUGAUCAUCACCGACGUUCAGAGUGAAGAUUCAGGCUAUUAUUUGUGUCAAGCUAUCAGCGUGGCAGGCAGUACCAUCUCUAAAGCUAUGCUGAAGGUGGACACUGGUUCCGGAGACAGGCUUCCUCCAGUCAUACAUCAAGGCCCUGCCAACCAGACUUUACCACAAGGCUCCGUUGCCCUUCUUCAUUGCCACGCAACAGGCAACCCACCCCCGAGUGUCAGGUGGGAGAAGGAUGGGCAGAGCAUCACGGCGGACAGCAUCCACAUCAGCCUGAUUGAAAACGGCACUUUACACAUCAGUAGCCUGCAGGAGACCGACUCUGGGAUGUAUACCUGCAUUGCCUCCAGUUCCAUGGGCCAGGCGAGCUGGAGCGGCACUGUCACUGUGAGAGACACCUCAACAUCAUCUCUGCUACGACUUUCUCAUGCACUCCAACUUCCUGGUCCUCCUCUGAAACCCGUCGUAACAGACGUGAGUCAGAACAGCGUCACGCUGACGUGGCAGCCCAACCAGCAUGAAGGAGGCACCGCCGUCACCUCCUACGUUAUCGAAGCUUUCAGCCAGUCAGUGGGGAGCACAUGGCAGACUGUAGCAGAUCAAGUGAAACAAGAGAGGCACACGGUGUCUGGUCUUUCCCAGAAUACUGUGUACCUGUUCAUCAUUCGUGCUGUGAACUCGUAUGGCCUGAGUGACCCGAGCCCAAUUUCCGAGCCUGUCCGAACACAGGAUGGCUAUCCCAGCAGUUCGGUGAUCGAUCCGAGGCGGGCGGAGGCGGAUUUAGCAGAGGUCACGGUGUAUCUGCGUCCUCCAGAGAUUCUGACUCCCACCAGCAUACGGAUCACAUGGACUGUCGAGCGUGAGCCCCACUACAUUCAUGGCUACAGGCUCCUGUACAGGCCAUCCGGCAGCACUUGGCUGGUUCAGGAUAUGAAGGCAGACUCAACCCACACUGCAGUGUUAUCAGAGUUACACAGUGGCACGGACUAUGAGCUCAAAAUGAGGCCUUACUUCAAAGAGUACCAGGGUUCAGACAGCGUGCCGGUAGUGUUUCGCACCCCAGAGGAGGACUUAACAGGCCCCCCACAGGCUGUCCAUGUGGUCCAGUUGGACAACAGCACCAUGUUGCGAGUGUCCUGGGAGCCUCCUCUCACCGUUGGUGGGGAUGAGCCCAUUUUGGAGUACAGGGUGUGGUGUUUUGGAAACGAGUCUGGGAUGCCACUGCAGUCGAACCAGAGCGUACCUGGAGAAGUUCUCAACGUGCUGCUGGACGGCCUGCAACCCGAGACGUUUUACAGCGUGCAGGUGGUUGCGGUGACCAGUGAGGGACCCGGAGAGCCCAGUCAACCAGUCUUCAUCUUCAUCACUGCGGUUGAGGAGCCCUCAUUGCCAGCGCUGAAUGAUGACAUUAGCAGUCUUUCUGAGCAGAUGUCUGCGGUGUUCAGACAGCCAGCCUUCAUAGCCUCACUGGGUUCAGCCUGCUGGAUGGUGCUGAUGGGCUUCAGUGCCUGGAUUUACUGCAGACACAGAAGGAGGAAAGAGCUCGGCCACUACGCCACGUCGUUCGCCUACACGCCCGCAGUUGGCCUCUCUCAAAGUGACAGAGCAGAAGUCAUCAAUAGAAGGCCAUGCUUGCUUGGGUCCACCAUGGCAAACUAUCCAUGGCUGGCUGAAUCCUGGCCAGCCAGCAACUUUAACAACAGCAGUAAGGACACAAUGAACUGCUGCACUGGCAGACACGACUCGACAGAAAGAUACUACAACACUGCAGGAACAGGCUUCCUGAAACCAAACAAUACUUACAGCCCACCAUCUAAUGAAGGCCCCAUCUACAGUACCAUUAACAGAGCUGAAGAGGAGCAGCAUGACCCCAAUAGCGUGUACUCUAAUGACCCAUACUCAAGGUCUUCAGUUCUGUCCAAGCCUGACGUGGACCAGUGGAGCUUACAGUCUGAAUCACACACGGCUGAAUACGCCGAACUCAAAUACCCGAGGAUGGGUACAGCUAACCUGGAAAUCCAGAAGUCCUGUGCUCCAGGUGCAUUUACCUGGUCGGAUGUUAUGUCUCUUCCACCUCAAAAAAACCGAGAACAGAGACAAAGAACAAGCUGUGAAAAUGAUGAGGACUGGUGUCCCCCUCUACCUGAUAGAACAUAUUUAAUGGAGGGAUUGGACAAUGCAGCCACGCUUCCCGUGAGAGGAGAUCGCUGUGGACGAGCGUCCUCUUACAGCCAGCAGUCCACGGCUACCCUCACUCCAUCUCCACAUAAGGAACAACGGCUAACUAAUCCACGCUGGCACCACCCUGACCUACUACCACGGAAUAAGGCACCAUGCACACCAGUGCCCAGCCCUAACCAGCUAACCAACCGGGAGUCCUACAGUGGCAGUACAAUGCCCCGUCUGAGAGACCAUGGAAGGGACGUCUGCCAUGUAGAGAGGCUACUGUCAGACAGCACUCAGCACCUAACAGUGGAGGUCACCUCAUUUCCACUUGAGGAAAGUAGUUCUUCCCCUAAUCAUCUAACCAGGUCCAAAAAGAAAUCAACCAGAGAUGGAUCUCGAAGAAAAGAAACUUUAAAACCAGAACUGCCGCCACCGCCGGAUCCCCCUCCAUCAGAAGACUCUCAGAAGCAACUGGCAGACACGUUUGAUUGCCGGACACAGCCACCCAGCCGAGAGAGGAGGGCAGAUUGGAGAUCUCAGAACCAAUGGUGCACAGAAGAUGAGGAUCCGGUCCAGUACAAGGUAAAUAUGCUGUCCAGUACUCACAUGCCGGGUCACUGUUCUUCUUCAGGACCGUCCACCUCCUCCUCCUCCCCUCGUUCUUCCACAGCUUCCCGCACCAGGAGGAGAAACGAGAACAUGAUGUGAAUGAAGAUGAGGAUCAGUUUCCCCUCAGCAUCCUGUUGUGGCAUCUUAUGUUCGAGUUCCACCUACAAUCAAUCAAUUAAUGUGUCUGAUGCCAUUAGAAACCAAGAGCCAUACGAGGCCUAAGUGAUUCUCAUCCAAAUCUUCAAAUAUUUAUUUAUUUAUUUAUUUAUUUAAUUUAUUAAAUUGUAAUGCCCUGCCUUUAUAAGUAUAUAUGUAUUUUGUAUGUAAGGAGAGCAGAUUUCAGCCAGAGUUUUUCGUCUCACAAAAUGUUUUGAAUGUAUUUUCGGAUCACACAUCCAGCUUGAUGUUUACGUUGAAUUUCAUGGUGUUUCUGUUGUACUAAACAAUAAUAAAUCCAGUAUUCUGAUUCCCAGUAUGUGACCGAUUUCAUAUGUCAUAUGGUAGAAUAGAAGAGCAGUCCACGAUCUAGCAUCCAUGCUAAAUAUGUAUCCACACUGCAAAAAAGAAAUAAAAAAUUAUUAACUUUAACUAAAAUAAUAAUUUUGUAAACACUUAAUGGAAGUUAGGACGAUAGAAUUAUGCAAAUUAAAUCACUACAGAUUAUGUCCUCUGAUGUAUUCAGAUUGUACUAUGAAAACCAAUAAAGCAAAAGGUCAUUUUUUA